AGACUUGGAGCCAAAAUGGCAUCAGACUCCCCGCGCAGACCAAGCCGCUGUGCUGGAGGGGUUGUGGUGCGAGCACAAGCUGCCACUGAGCAGUCGUAUAUGGAGAGUGUUGUGACCUUCCUCCAAGAUGUGGUCCCUCAGGCAUACACAGGUGCACCCCCAACUGAUGAAAAGGAGAAAAUAGUUUGGGUCAGAUUUGAGAAAGCUGACCUCAAUGAUACGUCCCGCUCCCCUGAGUUCCUGGAGAUGCACAGUGGCAGCAGUGACCCUCCUCUCUGCCUCAUGAUUGGUUAUGCCGACGGGAUGCAAAUCUGGAGCAUAUCCGUGAGUAAAGACCACCUAUAUCCCCCAGGAGCUUUUCUCUGUGCGCCACGGACCUGUGAGAGCUGCCACAUCGCCGGCGCCCAUAUCAGUCCGCUGAUGAUUGAUGGUUUUGCGGACAAGAGGCCUCUCCUGGGGGUGUGCAAGAGCACUGGGUCCUUGGGGACCAGCCCCCCAUACUGCUGUGUGGACCUGUACUCUCUGAGGACAGGGGAGAUGGUCAAGUCCAUCCAGUUCAAGACGCCCAUCUAUGACCUGCACUGCAACAAGGAGAUUCUAGUUGUCGCCCUGCAGGAGAAGAUUGCUGCAUUYGACAGCUGUACCUUCACCAAAAAGUUCUUUGUUACAAGCUGCUUUCCCUGUCCGGGCCCCAACCUAAACCCUAUAGCACUGGGAGGACGCUGGCUAGCCUACGCUGAGAACAAGUUGAUCCGGUGUCACCAGUCUCGAGGCGGUGCCUGCGGGGACAAUGCCCAGUCUUACACAGCUACAGUCAUCAGCGCUGCUAAAACCCUAAAGACUGGUCUCACCAUGGUGGGAAAGGUGGUGACCCAGCUAGCUGGUACUCUACCCACUGGCGCCCCCGACGAGGAGGGUGCUACCCCCCACAGCACCACUCGCCGAAGCCCCCAUGCCCCCGGAGUAAUCACCGUCAUUGACACACACAACGUCGGAGAGGGACAGGUCCUGGUGAGUGAGGACUCAGAUGGAGAGGGAGUGGUGGCCCACUUCCCAGCCCAUGACAAACCCAUAUCCUGCAUGGAAUUCAACCCCAGCGGUAUGCUGCUGGUGACUGCAGACACCCUGGGCCAUGACUUCCAUGUGUUCCAUGUCCUCACACACCCCUGGGCCUCUAACCAGUCUGCUGUCCACCACCUCUACACACUGCACCGCGGAGAGACUGAGGCCAAGGUCCAGGACAUCUGUUUCAGCCAGGACAGUCGCUGGGUGGUGAUCAGCACACUGCGUGGCACCUCCCACGUCUUUCCCAUCAACCCCUACGGUGGCGCGCCCUGCACCCGCACACACAUGUCCCCCCGCGUGGUCAACCGCAUGUCUCGCUUCCAGAAGAGUGCAGGGCUUGAGGAGAUAGAGAAUGAACUGAACAUCAAGCAGGCUGGAGGAGGGAGAUGCAGCCCCAUCCCCGGGCUCUCCAGCAGCCCCUCGGGGUCCCCACUACACGGUAAGGAUAGAGGACACACUCGCUCGUACACAGAUGCACACGCACCAAGCAGAGAGCAACAUCUCCCUCAUGCUCUUACUAUUGCACAGUACAUAARACCCCACAAUACGCAACGUGUUCCUGAACCUUACCUCUUUGGGGCAGGAUGUUUUGCCAUUAAAACUCCAUGCAAAGCCAAGCCUCCCCCCCAGAUCUCCCCCAGUAAGUCUUGUGGAGGAGAGUUCUGUGUGGCUGCUGUCUUUGCUGCCUCACGCUCCUGGUACAUGACCAACCCCAACAUGAAGAGAGAGAAAGACCAGUCCAGCCGGUCAGUGGUGGAGUCCCUCUAUAUCCUCAGUUGCUAUGGUACCCUAGUGGAGCAUGUCCUGGAGCCUCGGCCAAUCAGCACAGCMCAGAAGAUCAGCGAUGACACACCCCUGGAGCUCAACACAUGUCCACGGGCCUGCUGGAGCCUGGCCAGGUAACCUACUUGGAAUGAGCUGCAGCCUCCCUUUCUCUCCAACCACCCUCUGGUGCUGGCCUCUGACCUGGUGCAGUGUUACCAAUACCUCCUGGCUGGAUUGGUGCCCCCUGGAAGCCCGGGUCCUGUCACGCGCCACGAGUCUUACGACAGCCUGACGUCGGACCACAGCGGACAGGAGGACGAGGAGUGGCUCUCACAGGUGGAGAUAGUGACCCACACAGGGCCUCACCGUCGGCUGUGGAUGGGUCCUCAGUUCCAGUUUAAGACCAUCCACCCAUCUGGUCAGACUACGGUCAUCUCCUCCUCCUCCUCCGUGCUGCAGUCCCAGGGCCCCAGCGACAUUCAACAGCCUCUGUUAGACUUCCACACGGAUGACCUGGACCUUCACAGUCUCAGGAUCCAGCCGAUGCGUUCUGAGCCGGUCAGCAUGCCUGGUUCCUCUCGGCUGGUGGCUGAACGCAGGGGACAGGGGACGGUCAUUGAUACAGGAUCAGGGACGUUUGACCGCAGUGUGACCCUGCUGGAGGUGUGUGGCAGCUGGCCAGAGAGCUUUGGCCUGCGUCACAUGAGCUCGGUGGAAUCCACCGAGGAGGGGCUGAGAGAGAGGCUGGCAGARGCCAUGUCAGAGUCACCAUCCAGAGACAUUGUGGGCUCUGCUACCGAGCUCCAGAGGGAGGGCAGUAUUGAGACUCUCAGCAACAGCUCUGGCUCCACCAGCGGCUCCAUCCCCCGUAACUUUGAGGGUUACCGCUCUCCACUGCCCACCAACGAGAGCCAGCCCCUCAGCCUCUUCCCCUCCGGAUUCCCCUAGAGGAGACUAGGAGACAGCCUGCCUACCACCCUACAAGACCUGGGGUCAAAUACUAUUUUAAGUCUUUCAAAUGCUUUGAGCGUUUGCUUUAGUCUGCCUGGGGUGCCUGGUGGGAGGGGGCUACAUUUUACAACUAUUCUAUUGGGUCCAACUAUUCUAUUGGUUCCAGACAAGCUCAAUAAAGCCCAGAUAAAGUAUUUGAACCCAGGUCUGCUACCUACCAUCCAUCCUACCGCUUCACACAGCACAGCCAGACAGUCCUGAUGUCUUCCGGUCUCUCGCCAUGUUGAUGUUCAUUAGGAUGUUAUUGUGAGCAGUGAUCCCCUUUUCAUGUUCCCUCCUCUCUCUUUCCAAAUCCAGGAACUGUCCAGUGUUACUCUCACCUACCGAUGUGUUUGUGUUUCUGUCUGUGUGUGUGUCUGUGUGUGUGUGUGUGUGGGGUGAUGUGUCACGUCGCGUGUGUUUCAUUUUGGGUGUGUGUGCUGCUCCGUGUGUGUGUGUUGUUUGCCUGUGUGUAUGAGUAGUGAGAGAGAAGGCAGAGUGCAUUGAGUGAACAGUUUGUGACUCAGUCCCUCCUCUGUGUGUGUGUGUGUGUGGUGUGUGGUGUGUGUGUGUGUGUGUGUGUGUGUGUGUGUGUGUG
Salvelinus sp. IW2-2015 is the source of this 3418-nucleotide messenger RNA. Lineage: Eukaryota; Metazoa; Chordata; Actinopteri; Salmoniformes; Salmonidae. The record is from RefSeq and is a predicted model, not a curated record.